AUGGUCUCCAUCCGACCCGCGACCAUCGAUGACCUGCCUGGGAUGCAGGCAUGUAAUCUGUGUUGCUUGCCGGAGAACUACCAGAUGAAGUAUUACCUGUACCACGCCCUUUCCUGGCCACAGCUACCUCAAGUAGCAGUCGACAGCCAAAAUCGGAUCGUGGGGUACGUCCUCGCCAAAAUGGAGGAGGACACGGACGAAGUCCAUGGGCACAUCACUUCCCUAGCAGUUAUGAGGAGUUACCGCAGACUGGGCAUUGCGACAGCCUUGAUGAGGGCGUCCAUUGCCACCAUGGAGGAGUGCUUCAGCGCGGAGUUCGUGUCGCUGCAUGUCCGAUACACAAAUCGGGCGGCCUUCUCCUUGUACUCCGAGACAUUAGGCUUUGAGAUUCGAGAUGUGGAAAAGGAGUACUAUGCAGACAAGGAGGAUGCCUAUGACAUGCGCAAGACGCUUAGAGCCGGCCAUGCUAAGCAGGAGGCCGAGAAAGGCAAGAAGAAGAACAAGGAUAACAAGGAGAACAAGGAGAACAAGGAGAAUUCCAAGGACAAGGAGAACGAGAAGAAGGAGGCCAAGGGGGCCGAGAAGAGCGACGCCAAGGCUGAAGAGGCCGACAAGGAGAAGAGCGAAGAGAAGGCGGAUGGUGAUACGGAGGAGGCAAAGAAGAAGCGCAAGAAGAAGGGCAAGAAAUAA
Messenger RNA from Effrenium voratum, 690 nucleotides. NCBI's taxonomy places the organism in Eukaryota, Dinophyceae, Suessiales, Symbiodiniaceae. The record is from the annotation of a GenBank genome assembly.